AAAGGAGCGGACCCGCUGGAGGAAGCCAGCAGAUGGCAGCCGAGCAGCUAAAGGCGCUAGCCGUCAUAAAACUUAAAAGAAUACGAAGAAGUCGCUCUGUCUUUCCUUUGAAAGAUUAAACAAGUGGGGAUCCAAGAUAUGACCUUGUGGAACGCCACAUGUGAUUUCUGCCCACUCCAUUGAAAAGUUACCCAUUGAAGCCUCUGUUCUUUAGUGGCUGAUGCUUCCCAGUGUCUCCCGCUGCACUCGGCCCAUCUGCCUUUCUGUAGUUCGGCCUCUGGCUCACUUCAGACCACCCAUGGACCCGGACCCUAACCGGCCCGUUGAAACAACCAUCAGAACCAAACUGACAGAGAAGUUCAAGCCCGACCACUUGGAGGUCCACAACGAAAGCCACAUGCACGCGGUUCCCCCCGGAUCCGAAUCCCACUUCCGAGUCCUGGUGGUCAGCACUCAGUUUGUGGGUCUGCCGCUGAUUCAGCGCCACCGUCUGGUCAAUGAGGCGCUGAAGGAGGAACUGAGUAGCCGUGUUCAUGCGUUGGCCAUCCAGGCGAAGACCCCUGAGCAGUGGGGCGUGGACCCUGCUCUGGGCAAGAGCCCGUCCUGCAUGGGGGGUUCGAAAAACGACCGCACCGUCGAGGAGAAGCUGAAGGCCGGGCGGGAAUGAAGCGCUGGACUCUCGCAGCCCGCUCUUUGGUUUUAUCUGCUCUGAAGUGUUUUCCUCCAGAUCCGGCUCCAGCAGUGAUGGAUCUGUGUCCGGUCCCGGCUCUGGCCCAUCAGCUCUGCGUGGGCCAGUGCAGGUCAGUGGGAACCCACCUUGGCGGUUCUGGUUCUGCGUCACCGGUCCGGGACAGAUGGUGCCAGGCUGGUGCUGGGACCCUGAACGGGGCAGGGUUCCCGCGUACCAGAGCGGCCGCUGAUUUAUGCUGCGGCUCCUUCUGCACAGUUGACCUCUGCUGGUUGAGGGUCAUCCACCGGUGGGGUGGCUGAA
Messenger RNA from Poecilia latipinna (sailfin molly), 991 nucleotides. RefSeq names its product bolA family member 1 (gene bola1). NCBI's taxonomy places the organism in Eukaryota, Metazoa, Chordata, Actinopteri, Cyprinodontiformes, Poeciliidae. Gene Ontology annotation, cellular component: mitochondrion. The transcript has 4 exons. Bases 221 to 667 code for a protein of 148 amino acids. The record is from RefSeq and is a predicted model, not a curated record.